Chrysoperla carnea is the source of this 1682-nucleotide messenger RNA. Its product is annotated as cytoplasmic dynein 2 intermediate chain 2-like. The record is from RefSeq and is a predicted model, not a curated record. Gene Ontology annotation, cellular component: ciliary plasm; cytoplasmic dynein complex. The coding region runs from base 160 to 1572 and encodes 470 amino acids. The transcript has 8 exons. NCBI's taxonomy places the organism in Eukaryota, Metazoa, Arthropoda, Insecta, Neuroptera, Chrysopidae. Gene Ontology annotation, molecular function: dynein light chain binding; dynein heavy chain binding. Gene Ontology annotation, biological process: intraciliary transport.
AUUUGUCAUUAGUGGAGGGUUAAUACAUAACCUAAUUAUUUUAUGGCUACGGAGUACUGUUAUUUUAAGUAAGAUAAUGGAGAGUAAUCGGUGAAAAUACGAGGAUAUAGUUAACCAAAUUAGAUCAUUACAUUAAAAAUUACAACUUUACAAACUAAAAUGUUUUCGAAUCACGAUGCCGAAGUAGUUGGUUUCGAUUCUAAAUCAAGUGCUGUUAAAUCUACCAACGAAAUUGGCUCUCAAACAAUACCUUUAAGCUGUGAUGAAAAGGGUACAGGACCUGCACCAACUCACUCAAUUCAGUGUCAAACCUCGUCAGAUGCUAGAAACAAUACUGCUCCUGAUGUAGAUUAUGACCGUCUUGCUGCUUGGUUGAAAAGAAUUUAUCCAUUAGUGGAAGAACAACUUACAAAUGAUCAAGAUGAAGCCGCUUUUGAAAACUAUAAACCCGAUAUUGAUAGUGCUGAUAAUGUUUCGAAACUGCUUAAUACAUUACAAAAACCUGAUUGGGAAUCUAAACAUCAACCAAAGUUUCGAGUGAGCUGUUUAGAUUGGAAUUGUACUGGGAAUACAAUUGCUGUGGCGUUUUCGGAAGAACAUGAAUCGUUAUGUAUACAUGAUGUUUUUGUGCAUACAUAUUCUAUAAAUAGGAAUGGAAAUUAUGUAGAUCCCCCAACAAACAAAUUGCUAGUGCCUGCUUGCAUAUCAACAAUUAAGUAUCAUCCAACUGAACCUUCUGUAUUAGUUGCGGGUUGUGUUUCGGGUCAAAUAAUAUUAUGGAUUCCAACACCCGAAAAGCGUGACAUGGUAUCAAAUACAUUUACAGGGCAUACUGAAAGUGUUACACAAAUUGCCUGGCACAAAAUUGAAAGUUUGAAUGAUUAUAUUAUUAUAAGUUCUGGAGUUGAUGCAGCUGUUAUAAUUUGGGAUGUUGAUAUACAACUUCAUAAAUUAACAUUAAAAGAAAGAUAUAAAAUACAUUUACCUCAACUUAUGAAUCGAAUGGUAUUACGAAGUGAAAGAGGUGUAACAUGUUUUUCAUUUUCAUUAAUAAAACCAGAUAAAUUUGUCGUGGGUGUAGAAGGGGGUAAUGUUUUAGGCUGUUCACUAAAUGCCGCUAAACCAUUGCCAGAGGUUAUUGAUGGUUUAACUUCAUUGAAUCCAGUUGUAACUCAAUAUGAGGGUCACGAGGGAGAUGUCCGUACAGCUAGUUAUUCGCCCUAUCGAAAAAAUAUAUUUUUCAGCUGUGGACCUGAGGGUGAUAUACAUAUUUACGAUGAGGAUCAGGAAAUUGCCCUUCAAAUAAUUUUUGCUAAAGAAAAUUUAUAUAAAUGUUAUUGGAUACCUUCUGAGGAAAAGGCAUUAAUAGCCUGCGGUGAAAAGGGUAUCAAGUUGUUUAGUUUACAAAAUGGCCAACCCAUAAUUCAUUUAGCGGAAGAUUGUAAAGAUGCCUUAACACAUAUUGCAUUCAAUUCUAGAAGUCCUAAUUUGACUGCCGUUGGUAAUUUAAGUGGAGAAGUUAUGCUCUGGAAUAUUCCGUUUCGAAAACUUGUUGAAACUGUAAAAAUGUGAUUUUAGCACUGGCGAGGAAGGGAUGUUAUGGAAUAUUUCGUAUAGAAAACUUGUCGAGAAUAUAAAAACAUGAUUCUAGGAUAGUUUUAAUAUAUUUAUUUAUGACAUAA